AUAGCGGUUAAAGUUAUAGCUUUGACUCACCAACCAUCACUGGUCCGGUCCCAGUGAAUCCAUCCUUCCAUGGCAGCUAAACCUCGUAAGAAGAAACUCAACAAUGUUUCAAUGUCAUCUUCAGCUUCCACUCGUUUUAGGUACAAGAAAGUUUCUGUCUUUGUUUCCUUGGUCAUGAUUUUCGGUGUUGUUUAUCUGUUGGGCGUUUCAUCGAGCAUUCGGAGUGGUGUUGCUUUUGUUCCUAAACUCUAUGCAAUUCAAGUCUUCAAUGAGUUCCCUCAUGAUCCCAGUGCCUUCACUCAGGGUCUUCUUUAUGCUGGAAAUGGUACACUAUAUGAGUCAACUGGCCUUUAUGGGAAGUCAUCUGUUCGCAGAGUAGCUCUUAAUACUGGGAAGGUUGAGGUUCUUCAGGAGAUGGAUGGUUCUUAUUUCGGGGAAGGUUUAACCCUGCUUGAGCAAAGUCUGUUCCAAGUAACUUGGUCGACAAAAACCGGCUUCAUAUAUGACAGAAAUGAUUUAAGCAAAAUCAGGGAAUUCACUCAUGAGAUGGAAGAUGGUUGGGGACUGGCUACCAAUGGAAAAGUUUUGUUCGGCAGUGAUGGGACUUCAGCAUUAUACCAGCUUGACCCUCAAACACUGAAAGUCAUUGGAAAACAAAUUGUCAGAUAUAAUGGACAUGAAGUACACUAUCUCAAUGAACUAGAGUUCGUGAAUGAUGAAGUUUGGGCUAAUGUUUGGCAGACUGAUUGCAUUGCAAGAAUCUCACAGAGAGAUGGUUCCGUGCUUGGAUGGAUUCUCCUUCCAAAUUUAAGGUUCUGUUUUUCUUUCACUUUCCUUGUGCAUAGUUUAUUAGUGUCUGAUAUUUGUUUCAGCAAUUCCUUUCAGAGUCAUUCGUUUUCUUUUCUGUUUUGCAGAAAAGGCUUGAUAGAAGCUGGAUAUCACGGAAUUGAUGUUUUAAAUGGCAUAGCAUGGGAUGCCAAUGACAACCGCCUUUUCGUUACUGGAAAAUUGUGGCCAAAGCUCUACGAAAUCAAGUUGCAACCGAUAAAGAAACAUUUUGAUGCUGGAGUGAUUGAGCAGCUUUGCAUCCCCCCAAUACCAUGACAUGUCACACUGAUACUGAGUUGUAUGUGCUCAAAGAGCAUAGUUUUAAACUUAUGGUAUGAUUCUGGAAAGGAAAAGGAACUUUAGGGCCUAUAUGAAGUUUGGCUGCCACACAGGAAAUACACACAAACUGUUUGUUAACACUUCUGCUUCCUGGGAUUUUUUAUGUAAAGUUUUUGAACUGUACAGUAUGAGUUACCUAAGGAGCUACACGCUGGUGCAUAUAACUGUACAAGAAGCUAUUAAUUUCCAAAUGAUAGAAUAGUUGCAGCA
Molecule: messenger RNA, 1377 nt
Organism: Populus trichocarpa (black cottonwood)
Lineage: Eukaryota; Viridiplantae; Streptophyta; Magnoliopsida; Malpighiales; Salicaceae
Product: glutaminyl-peptide cyclotransferase
Exons: 10
Coding region: 70-1104 (344 amino acids)
Molecular function (GO): glutaminyl-peptide cyclotransferase activity
Source: RefSeq, a predicted model, not a curated record